AUGACCAAAUUGUGUGCUUACGAUGGCCUCCUUGACGGUGUUGGCAGAACUUUUGGGAAUCUACCCAGCCAAUUGUCGAAUUGUGGAGAUCACGAAUACUAUGGCACAGGACACAGGACUAUGUACGUUCGACAAGGUCUCCUUGACGCUUCGACAAAGUUGCGAAAACAAGGUCGAACUAACACUAGAAAGCUAAAAGAGGCUACAAUUAAACAGAAGGCCACCAUCUUGGUCUUCAUAGCUACAAUAGUAUUUGUCCUGCAAUGGAUCAGUCAAUGUGAGGACAUCCUACGCCAAACAGCUGUGAUUCCAGCAAGUUUGGCAGAAGCUGAGGCUUUGCAAAUCGAUCAUGAAAAAUUUCAGCCUGUGCUUAACGAUGCCCAUCCACAGGCCGUAGAAUGUGCUGCUAGGGCCUCCUAUCUGCUGCAGCAGGCUAGUCAUGUUGGACACCAUUUACCAGCCACUUCACAAGCACUAACACAACCUGUUGACGGACAGUUGCCACCCUCACAUCCACACAGACAAGAUUUUCAGAAUGUAGCUGAGCAAGUUGCCAACCGAUGGCAAAAGUUGGUUUAUGCCGCCGAGGAGAAACAUAAGCUGCUGAUUGCUGCCACAAAUUGGUGGGUGAAGCUGCUCAUGAGAGGAAUGUUUAAAAUAUGA
Protopolystoma xenopodis is the source of this 663-nucleotide messenger RNA. NCBI's taxonomy places the organism in Eukaryota, Metazoa, Platyhelminthes, Monogenea, Polystomatidea, Polystomatidae. The record is from the annotation of a GenBank genome assembly.